CUCCAUUCCACAGUCUAUCCAGACUACUCUGUCAACCUCAUCUUCUUACCUUGGGCAUCCCUGCCUUGUGUAUUUGGCUUUACAAGACAAUGAGCGGGGAUCACGGUGAAAGAGACUCGCAGGUCAAUUCUGGGUCUCGAGCCAAUGACUCUCACAAACACAAGGACAAGCACAAAGACAAAGAACACAGGCACAAAGAGCACAAGAAAGACAAGGAGAGAGAGAAAGCCAAGUACAGCAACAGUGAACACAGGGAGCACUCUGAAAAGAAGCACAGAGACAAAGAGAAGGAAAAGGAGAGGUUGAAGCACAGCGACGGGAGUGUCGACAGGCACAGGGAGAAACAGAAGGAGGAGGAGAGGUUGAAGCACAGCGACGGGAGUGUCGACAGGCACAGGGAGAAACAGAAGGAGGAGGAGAGGUUGAAGCACAGCGACGGGAGUGUCGACAGGCACAGGGAGAAACAGAAGGAGGAGGAGAGGUUGAAGCACAGCGACGGGAGUGUCGACAGGCACAGGGAGAAACAGAAGGAGGAGGAGAGGUUGAAGCACAGCGACGGGAGUGUCGACAGGCACAGGGAGAAACAGAAGGAGGAGGAGAGGUUGAAGCACAGCGACGGGAGUGUCGACAGGCACAGGGAGAAACAGAAGGAGGAGGAGAGGUUGAAGCACAGCGACGGGAGUGUCGACAGGCACAGGGAGAAACAGAAGGAGGAGGAGAGGUUGAAGCACAGCGACGGGAGUGUCGACAGGCACAGGGAGAAACAGAAGGAGAAAGACAAAGAGAAGAGAAGAGAGGAAAAGGUCAAAUCCUCCCAUGUUGAAGGAAAGCCCAAGAAGGAGAAAGAAAACGGUCAUGCAAGGGAGAUGUGGAGCAGCCCCAGCCCCAGCCCUCCUGCCAUUAAGAGUGAACCAGAGGAGGACAACGGCUUGUACCCCUCUCCCAAACACAACAAGACUCUGAAGAGAGAGAGAGAUGAGGAGGAAUUUGAAUACAAGCCCAAAAAGAUGAAGACAGAGAAUGGCAAGAAGGCAAAGAAGAGAAAACAGGAAUAUGAAGACGAGGAGGAGGAAGAGGAAAUAAAACCCAAGAAGAAGGCGAAAGACAAGAAAACCAAGAAGGAACCAGAGGAGAAGUGGAAAUGGUGGGAGGAGGAGAGAUCUACUGACGGCUCCAAAUGGAAGUUUCUGGAACACAAGGGACCUGUUCUUGCUCCUCCAUACGAACCCCUACCCGGCCAUGUCAGGUUUUUCUACGAUGGUAAGCCCCUGAGACUAAGUGCCCCUGCAGAGGAGGUGGCUACGUUCUUUGCUAAGAUGCUGGACCAUGAGUACACAACCAAGGACAUGUUUAGAAAGAACUUCUACAAGGACUGGAGAAAGGAAAUGACAUCGGAGGAGAAGUCAAAGAUCACAGAUAUAAAUAAGUGUAACUUCACAGAGAUGAGCGAGUACUUCAAGGCCCAAUCAGAGGCCCGGAAACAGAUGUCCAAAGACGAGAAACUGAAAAUCAAAGAGGAGAAUGAGCGUAUCCUCCAGGAGUAUGGCUUCUGUGUGAUGGACAACCAUAAGGAGCGAAUUGGAAACUUCCGCAUCGAGCCUCCCGGUCUGUUCAGGGGGCGUGGGGACCACCCAAAGAUGGGCAUGCUGAAACGCCGCAUCCGCCCUGAAGACAUCAUUAUCAACUGCAGCAAAGAUUCCAAGCACCCCAAGCCGCCCCAGGGCACGCGCUGGAAGGAGGUUCGUCAUGACAACAAGGUCACAUGGCUGGUGUCGUGGACUGAGAACAUCCAGGGUUCUAUCAAGUACAUCAUGCUCAACCCCAGCUCCAGAAUCAAGGGCGAGAAGGACUGGCAGAAGUAUGAGACGGCCCGGAGGCUGAAGAAGUGUGUGGACCGCCUGAGGGCGCAGUACAGAGAGGACUGGAAGUCUAAAGAGAUGAGGAUCAGACAGAGAGCUGUGGCUCUCUACUUCAUAGACAAGCUGGCCCUGAGGGCAGGGAAUGAGAAGGAGGAGGGGGAGACGGCUGAUACAGUUGGCUGCUGCUCCCUGAGGGUGGAACACAUCAAGCUGUACCCCAAGAUGGACGACCAGGAGUAUGUGGUGGAGUUUGACUUCCUGGGAAAAGACUCCAUCAGAUACUACAACAAGAUGCCUGUGGAGAAGAGGGUGUUUAAGAACCUGCAGCUGUUCCUAGAGAAUAAGCAGCCUGAGGACGACCUCUUCGACAGACUCAAUACUUCUAUUCUGAAUAAGCACCUCCAGGAGUUGAUGGAUGGGCUGACAGCCAAAGUGUUCCGUACGUACAAUGCCUCCAUCACCCUGCAGCAGCAGCUCAAAGAGCUCACCAGCCCGGACGAGAGCAUUCCUGCUAAGAUCCUGUCCUACAACAGAGCCAACCGGGCGGUGGCUAUACUGUGCAACCACCAGAGGGCUCCACCCAAGACCUUUGAGAAGUCCAUGCAGAACCUGCAAACCAAGAUAGAUGAGAAGCAGAAGCAGCUGUCGACCACCAGGAAACAGCUGAAGGGGGCCAAGACAGAGCACAAGGCUUCACAUGAUGACCGGAGCAAAAAGAUGGUGGAGGUGAAGAGGAAGGCGGUCCAGAGGAUAGAGGAACAGCUGAUGAAGUUACAGAUGCAGGCCACAGACAGAGAGGAGAACAAGCAGAUCGCCCUGGGAACCUCCAAACUCAACUACCUGGACCCACGCAUCUCUGUGGCAUGGGUUAAGAAAUGGGACGUUCCCAUAGAGAAGAUCUACAAUAAAACCCAGAGGGAGAAAUUUGCCUGGGCCAUCGACAUGGCCGAAGAAGACUAUGAGUUUUAGAUCCUAUUCUGUAGUUUUAUCCCUCUGUUGUAUUCUUGUUUAAUUUUAGAAGUAUGUGUAGUUCAUGUGAUUGAUUCCACAUUCUUAGCGAUUGACCAGGGUCCUGUUUGAAGCAUGUACUGUAUCCUUCCUUCCUCCCUUGAAUUGAACGCAGAUCUGAUAGUAUUGGUUAAAGCAGUAUGGUAGAAACCUUGCUUACACGUAUCCAAUCACAUGCAAAUCAGUGAUGAGGAAUAAAGUAGUGCAUUGGCCAAGUAUUCAAACAGGGAUCACACCCUGGGUCUUACUGCAGCGCAAAGUAUAGUAGUGUGUUAGACCAAAACUAGUUGACUUGACCUUUCAACCUUAUCAGCUUCUGUGAUUUUCAGCUAGCUAAUAGAAGUACUGUAAAUGCCGGCUUUUUCUAUUGAUUUAUGCUCCAAUAUCUUAGUCAUCAAAUGUAUUGAUAAAUUCUAUAUUUUGAAAUAUUAAUGAAUUAAUCAAAGAAUUCCCUAAGGAGCGGCACCUUCACACCUUGUGGAAAGAGACAGAGCAGUGGUAUGGUGUGUGUGUGUGUGUGUGUGUGUGUGUGUGUGUGUGUGUGUGUGUGUGUGUGUGUGUGUGUGUGUGUCGCAAGUGUUUAAUUGUGAAUGAGUGCACCAUUAUUAAUGAUUUAUGAACUUUGAAAUCUGUAUGAAGAGUGAGGAGAAGAAAAUGGGGAUGAUGUUUAUAAUGGAGGAUGAUGGUGAUUAAGACACAACCAAGCACUAUGCUCAUGUAAUUCUAGCACAUAGAAUGUGAAUUUGUUUUUCAUUGGUUUAAUUUUGCUGUUUAUUUCAGGGAUGUAUAUAUUUCUUGUCUGUUUUCAGUAUGUACUUGUAUGUUAUUCUGUGUUUUGUAGUAUGUGUAUCCUUCGUGUUGUCACCAGGCCUCCCUACCUGUAGAUAGAUAUCUUUUCACACGUUUUGCUGAAUGAAAACGAUUCCGCUGUAUGUUACUUGAAGAAAUGGCUAUAUAAAAAUGUACUGUUUUGGUGCCUGUUUUGUGUAGAUACAAAUGACUGCUUGCUCUUUUAAAAAGAGAAAAAUAGAAAUGUGUGAGGGAUAUGGAUUUUGCCAAAAACAAAAUGAAAACAACUGUUACAUAAACAUCUAUCAUUAAUUAAAGAUUUUAGGGUGUUUCUUUUUUUUGUACUGCUGUAAACAAUGUGGAAGAAAUAUGUCCUCUAUGAAAUGAUUGUUUAAUGUGAAUAAGCAUUAACAUAACAUUAUUAAAUUAGCAUUAUUACCACUAAGCACAUAUUUAGCAUUAAUGUAACUAGCCAAUAGCCUUUCUUAACCCUUUAACCAUCCUAUUCAUUUUUAGUUUGUUUGUUGUUUGCUUAUUAUUUUGGCUUUGUAGAUAAUUUGAGAAUAAAACAUACAACUCAUCAUA
Molecule: messenger RNA, 4241 nt
Organism: Coregonus clupeaformis (lake whitefish)
Lineage: Eukaryota; Metazoa; Chordata; Actinopteri; Salmoniformes; Salmonidae
Product: DNA topoisomerase 1
Exons: 21
Coding region: 90-2828 (912 amino acids)
Biological process (GO): chromosome segregation; DNA topological change; DNA replication
Cellular component (GO): nucleolus; chromosome
Molecular function (GO): DNA binding; DNA topoisomerase type I (single strand cut, ATP-independent) activity
Source: RefSeq, a predicted model, not a curated record